Messenger RNA from Pseudozyma flocculosa PF-1, 960 nucleotides. RefSeq lists its product as uncharacterized. Gene Ontology annotation, biological process: positive regulation of cell motility; cilium assembly; regulation of cilium beat frequency involved in ciliary motility. Gene Ontology annotation, cellular component: ciliary basal body; motile cilium. Lineage: Eukaryota; Fungi; Basidiomycota; Ustilaginomycetes; Ustilaginales; Ustilaginaceae. Bases 1 to 960 code for a protein of 319 amino acids. The transcript has a single exon. The record is from RefSeq and is a predicted model, not a curated record.
AUGUUGCGGAACGCCGUGCAGCCGUCGCUGGUGUCGCUCUUCUCGUCGACGUCGUCGUCACCGUUUGCUGUCUUCUCGAUGCACGUCGACCUUGACCUGCCCGAAGAUUCGGGCCUGAUCCUGCUGCGCGAUCACGACGACCGGCGCGCCGAUAUACCCGCCAACGAUGCCACUGAGCUGCAGCGAGAUCCGCGCCGGUUCCAGCUUCGCGUCGAUGCGCCCGGCAGCGGUCAGAGCUCGAUGCGCGGCCUGCUCGAGGAUACGGUGCUGCACAUCCAGUCGCCUACGAUCAAGACGACCUUUAUUCGCACGCCCCCGCUCAACGAGCGCAGGAGCAGCUCGGGCGAGGUGCUGGGGCUCGAGCUGCCCUACCUUCACCUCCAGUUCCGUCCGCUCGGCUCCAAGCCGUUCAUGGUCGAGGUCGGCGUGCGCGACAUCCGGGGUAAGCGGGCCAGGAUCCGACUGAGCAACUUCCAAGCGCAGCCCGCUCUCUACCUCGUCAAGGCAAAGGAGAUCGUUGGCGAGGCGAGCGUCGCUCGACAGUCUCGGGACAUCCGAGAACAGGCCCAACAAUCAAGGAGCGACAACGGCCCCAUACUCCAUUUGCCCGUCGCCCUGCCCGCCGAUCCGCAAAACGAACCGACGAGCUUCACGCCGUGGCUAUCCGUCACUCUUUCGCUUGCCAAGCUCAUGCCUCACUUCAACAACCCCAAACUGCUCGCCCUGUCGUCGGCAAGAGCGCUGGCAAGACCACACGGCGCGCCCCAAGACGAGCGGGAUGAUCCGCAGGAGUCCGCGCCCGCUCGCCGUGUCUUUGAGCGCCUGGAUCGCUUCCACUCAAUCGACUACGUCGCCGUGCACGCCAACCUGCGGCUGCGGCGAAUCUGGUGCUCGACGACCCACGACGCUGCGACCAACCAGGACGAACUGCAGGUCUUUGCCGCAGCCCUCGGGCCUUGA